Molecule: messenger RNA, 2957 nt
Organism: Danio rerio (zebrafish)
Lineage: Eukaryota; Metazoa; Chordata; Actinopteri; Cypriniformes; Danionidae
Source: RefSeq, a predicted model, not a curated record
ACAUUCAUUCCAGAGAAACUGAAGGCUGAAGGGUUAACGGCAGGCGGUGAGUUUAGUUUGUCCAGCCUCUGGAGAGACUUCGAGUAGAGAACAGUCCCGUCUGAAAGAAGGUUACAGACACCCAGAGAGGCAGCAGGAGGAAAAGCCAAACACAACCUGACAGAGAGCCAUCUGUGAAUGAGAAAGACAAACAACAGCUCGUGUUUGGAGGUUUCUACCGACAACUAGAUCUUGGCGAACAGGAGUUGCUGCUUUGAAAAACAGAAGGUGUGAAGAAGAACAGGCCUAGAGAGAAGCAAACAAUGGUUACUAGGAGAAUGUGAAUGCCUUGCAGACUGGGACACUCAAAAACUGCUUAUUUCCAGCUUCCACAUAUUUCCUAAUGCAAUCGGCGGUGGUGAAUCUCAGCGCUUUUAUUCUCCAAAUGAUUUAUUCGACACUUUUUGCCAUUUUAGCAGUAUUUGCUCUCAAAAUUACCUCAAUAAUCACAGCCAGGGAUCAGUGUUAUUUAAGAUUGUUCAGAUUAUUCUAGACUGUUCAUCAUCUACUAGAGAGAAUUUGUCAAAAACAACAUUUACCAGAGCAUAUUCUAUCAGAAAACCUUCAAACAGGACCAACUCUGCCAGAAAUUUCAACUGAAUGAAUCCUAAAUGAAGAUUUUCAGCCAGAACUCAGUCUACCAGAAGGUCUUCUACCAGAAAAAAAAUGACAAGAGCAAAUUCUACAUGACGACUUCGACCAGAACUAAUUCUACCCAAAUGUCUACAUGAAUGGAUUCCGCUAGUUAAGAUUUAACUAAUCUGCACUUCUCUUUUAAUUCCACCAAACCUUUCAUCUCAGCUGCCAAGACAACUAGAGCAAGGAAUCUCCUUUAAGAGUCACUCAGAGCUAACAAGACAGGGAGGGAGUAAAAAGACGGAGAGAAGAGGGAGGGCGAGUGUAGAGCCAGAGAGAAUUGGCGCUUAAGUGUGAGCAGGAGAGAGCACACAGAACACGGCGAGCGUCUCUUAUAACCACUGGCAUUUAAAUACAUUCAAAGCCUUAUUUUUUAAAUUGAAGAACCAAACAGAUCACGAUCAAAAUCUGACACUAUUGCUUCAGCAUUCAACGAAACGCAUGGGCUUUUAUUUGAGGAGCAACAGUUCUAAAGGACUCGUCAGAGGUGCUAGUUAUUGAGGAUGGAUUUUUAAGAGUCUUGCUUUGUGAAAAGGAUUCUAAUAGUGACUUUAGACCUUUAAAGGGCUCAGUAAGUCAGCAAGAACACGAACAUUUAUGCUGGAUGGAUUUUCUUGGAUUUGUUGGCAGUGCUGAUUUGUUUGUCACUUUGUUGGUGCUUUUAAGUCUCUGAAAUUCUGCCAUAAGGAGAAACGAGCUGCUGAAGGGCUCAGGUACGGGUCAGUUUCACACUGGACCACACAAACUGUAUCUGGAGGAGGUCUGGCGAUCAUGGGCAAAUCAAACAGCAAGCUCAAACCGGAGGUGGUGGAGGAACUGACCAGAAAGACCUACUUUACAGAAAAGGAGGUUCAGCAAUGGUAUAAGGGCUUCAUAAAAGACUGUCCAAGUGGUCAGCUUGAUGCUGCAGGCUUCCAGAAGAUCUACAAGCAGUUCUUCCCCUUCGGUGACCCCACCAAGUUCGCCUCAUUCGUCUUCAAUGUUUUUGAUGAGAACAAGGAUGGACGAAUUGAGUUCUCUGAGUUCAUUCAGGCGCUGUCUGUGACCUCACGUGGGACUUUGGAUGAAAAGCUUCGCUGGGCCUUCAAGCUUUAUGAUCUUGAUAACGAUGGCUAUAUCACUCGUGAUGAGAUGCUCAAUAUCGUUGAUGCCAUCUAUCAGAUGGUGGGAAACACAGUUGACCUUCCUGAAGAAGAAAACACACCAGAGAAAAGAGUGGAUCGCAUUUUUGCCAUGAUGGAUAAGAAUGCUGACGGGAAACUGACCCUGCAGGAGUUUCAGGAGGGAUCAAAGGCAGAUCCUUCUAUUGUACAAGCUCUGUCGCUUUAUGAUGGCCUGGUAUAGUAGCAGCUUGUCUAAAGGAGACAGGUACCUCAGAGGAUCCAGUGCCGUGCCAUCCCACAGUGCCAUGAAGGAGAUGAGUCUGACCUCUCUAUCUGGACAUUUAAGACUAAGGGAGAAGAAUUCAUCCUCAUCUUCUCAACUCAAGCAAAUCACAUUUCAGCACUGAGAAAGAAAACAAGAGACAUGUCAUCCUGAAAGUUGUGGGUGUAUGUAUGUGUGUGUGAAUGCUGUACUACAGGAUCCCAUGGGAUUUUCACAAGUGCACUGGAGACUGAAGAUGGCACUGAUUGUUCAAGCAUGCUGAGAACCCUAAAUUAUACAUGUAAAUAUGUGUAAACAUUUCAUAUUUUUUAAUCAUACCUGGCUGGGAUGUUGUAAAUGUGCUCUUCAUAUAUAAUUUAACAGACUGCUGAUAUUUUAUUUAUUUAUUGCUUACCUUGAAGUGUAUGGAUUGCUGCUGUCACGAGCCUCAAUGUUUCUAAAAUCCUCUUGGAGUGAAAGACUUUUUAAUCUGUUUUGCUCUUUCUUUGGAACUGUGAAUGUGGAAGGAGAUUAAUUUAUUAUAUCCGCGGUACGCAGCUCCCAUCGUGAAGAGUGAGCAGUCUAUUCUUUGCUGGCAAAACUCAUUGUGAAGUUUUCAAGCUAAACAAGACACUGUAACAGAGCGACGUACAACACUGUUAUUCCAGAUCAGCCUCAACUGCUGUAAGUACCUCUGUAAUGGAGAAACAAACAGUCCUGCAUCUGCUAAGCUUAAACUACACUUCUGCCUUUCUGUCUUUCCUGUGUCGUUUUCCUGUCACACAAAAGCCAUAGACUUGAACUAUGACAUUCUCCUUUCGAAGCAAGUAAUGUGGGUAUGUGCUGGCUGGGGUUUGAAAUGCGUCUCAUGCUUUAUCAGUCGCUCUCUGGCUGAAGAUUAAACUUGAGUCACUGCA